CUACGACUAUAUAGAAGAGCCACGCUGACUCCGCCGGCUGAUUUCUGCGAGUAGACUCGACGCGACCAUCCGCGCACAUCUCACCGCACGCAGCCAUGAGACUAUCAAUUCUCCUUAUCACGGUGGUGUCGACCGCGUGGGCACAGACGAAAAACGCGGAGAGGCCUGUCCGCGCUCCUCAGGGACAAAUCAAGUACGACGAUAUUGACGGCUCGAGGAUCAACCUGAAGUAUAUCGCGCCUCAGAGCCAGUGGCGAUCGCACUUAGCAAAUACAGCACGACUUCAGCGCGCCGAGGGUGGCUCGCCCCAGCGCUCUCGGCAGGCCCAGCGAGCUCCGCAGCACGCUGCCGCGGCGCAGCAGGCCCAGCCCCAGCAAUUGCAGCCGAUCCCGCAGGCGAUCCAGAACCAGCAAUUCUACAAGCCGUACUCGGCGGUGCCGAGUCACAUCAAGCAACUGAUCCAGCAGAACUAUCAGCCGCAAGUGCCCUACGUCGAUCCCACGUCUUUCCUGUACAGCUCCAGCUUCGUGGUACCCCAGCAACACGAACAGCAACCAACAUCAGCCGCUUCCGAGCUACCCCGUGCCGCCUACCUGCAACCCGCGGCGAGAUACCAGUCGAUCGAUCCGCGAGUGCAGUCCAGAUUCGAAUACAGCGACAGGAGGGUGGAACGUCAAGACGGAGUCAUCUACAAGGACGAUUACGAGCAGCAGCAGCAGCAGCAGCAGCAGCAACAGCAACAGCAACAGCAGCAGCAGCAGUAUCAGCAGGUACCAGUGGGAACCAUACCGGAACCUCCGCUGCCUACGAUAUACCUUGACAGGAACAUGCCCUCGGAGCUGAGACAGUUGCUGCAGUAUCAGGCGCAGAUACCGUACGACGUGACGGCGAAUCGCAUCCAGUACACGCCCAAGAAUCUUUUCAUCCCGAAGCCGUUGUCCGACGAUGCUAAGGGGCAGUAUUACUAUCGCAGCAAGGUAUACUACACGGACGACGAGAACGCCAACGCGGAGUAUCCGCAGGAAAAGCCGGUCGACGACAGACAGCACCAUUGACGGAUAUGACUGUGUAAUGCGCGGUUUAUGUAGAUUAAUGAUCUUAUCUCCCCCGGUAAGCUUCUAGAAGAGAGACGGCUGGGCUCACCUCUGAGACUCGCUCGAGCUGAGCGCUGUUUUCGCGCUGAGCGGAAGUCGCUCUCAGCUCUCAAGCGUCAUCGCAGCGGCGCUGGGACAAGCGUCUUAUGCGCCUUAAAUUAUUACAGCGCUUGUUAACGUACUUUAGUGAUGUACACUUUUGUAUUAGCGUGUACUUGGUUUUGUUUACUUAAUUAUGAACGCGUUACUAAUUAAGGGAGUGCGGCAGGUCGGUGGGAACGUUUGGUCGGGAGAGAACUGAUCGAACGGUAAAUUUCGAUCGAAAAAAAUUUAAGCGACGAUUUCCAGGAGAACAUUUUAAUAUCAAUAGAAGACCUCUCGCAAAAGAGAGAGAAAAAGAAAGAGAAAGCUCUGGAGGAAAUGAAAGAGUAAGAAAGAAUAUCAAAUGUCUAAUAAUAUUUUUCCUCUUUUGUUCUGAAAGAUUCCGAAACUUUCCUUUGUGCAAAAAAGAGUUUAGGUAAAGAGUUAGUAGACAACAUUUUCACCAAGGAGGGAGAGAGAGAGAGAGAGAGAGAGAGAGAGAGAGAGGGAGAGAGAG
Messenger RNA from Odontomachus brunneus, 1692 nucleotides. Its product is annotated as mediator of RNA polymerase II transcription subunit 15-like. The transcript is spliced from 3 exons. NCBI's taxonomy places the organism in Eukaryota, Metazoa, Arthropoda, Insecta, Hymenoptera, Formicidae. Bases 96 to 1055 code for a protein of 319 amino acids. The record is from RefSeq and is a predicted model, not a curated record.